UCCAAAUACCUUACGGAGUUAGUCGUAUACCCUCGGCUAAGUGGACAUCAUAGAUUCCGGCAUUUGGGGUCUCUUUCUCCAGCCUAAAUCACCAAAAAACGACUCUGAACCCCCCCUCCCUCUUGACUUCCCCCCAAUUGAACCUGCCUCGUGAGCCCCAAAGAUCACCAUGGCUUCGAUUGUGCGACCCUCCCUUCUUCGGCAAACCGCCACGGCGGCUCGCAUGGCCCAGACCACCCCGAUCCGCUCCGCCUUCGUCAAGAACUCGACAAGAGCUACGGCCUUUCACACCACGACCAAGAGGCAACUGCUGCCCGUCGGACCCCAGGUCAUUGACGGUGGAGUCAACAAGCCCGCCCCCGUCCCUCCCCCAAGCCCCGCUCACGGCUCUUACCACUGGACCUUCGACCGCCUUCUCGCUGCUGGUCUGGUCCCCAUUACCAUCGCCCCCUUUGCUGCCGGCUCCCUCAACCCGACGACCGACGCUCUCCUUUGCGCCAUGAUCCUCAUCCACUCUCACACCGGCUUCCAGAACAUCAUCAUCGACUACGUGCCUACCAAGCACUACCCCAAGUCGCGCAAGGCUACUAUGUGGGGUCUGAACCUGGCUACUGCCCUCGUUGGCCUCGGCCUGUACGAGUUCGAGACCAGCGACGUUGGCGUCACUGAGGCCAUCGCACGUCUCUGGAGGGCGUAAGGGUUGUAGGGUUUUCUCGUCAUUAGGGGGGAGCUGCCGCUCGGAAAGCACCCUGGUCAAAAUGACCCCAAACCGUAGCCCACCACUUAUGUCGAGCGGUUGAAAGUGCGCAGCGGGACGCGUGCUAUGCUGGGUAUCAGAGUUAAUAAAGACGCUGGUGUCAGCGUAUUGUAUGUGUGAUUCAGGGGCGCUACGGUUUAGAAUUGGAAUGGCUA
Messenger RNA from Colletotrichum navitas, 912 nucleotides. RefSeq names its product CybS protein. Bases 170 to 697 code for a protein of 175 amino acids. NCBI's taxonomy places the organism in Eukaryota, Fungi, Ascomycota, Sordariomycetes, Glomerellales, Glomerellaceae. Gene Ontology annotation, biological process: tricarboxylic acid cycle; mitochondrial electron transport, succinate to ubiquinone. Gene Ontology annotation, molecular function: heme binding; ubiquinone binding; succinate dehydrogenase (quinone) activity. The transcript has 3 exons. The record is from RefSeq and is a predicted model, not a curated record. Gene Ontology annotation, cellular component: membrane; mitochondrial envelope.